This is a messenger RNA of Argiope bruennichi, 3021 nucleotides long. It is a transcript of the gene Wdr33, whose product is annotated as pre-mRNA 3' end processing protein WDR33-like. The transcript is spliced from 17 exons. Gene Ontology annotation, molecular function: protein binding. Bases 301 to 2691 code for a protein of 796 amino acids. Gene Ontology annotation, cellular component: mRNA cleavage and polyadenylation specificity factor complex. Lineage: Eukaryota; Metazoa; Arthropoda; Arachnida; Araneae; Araneidae. The record is from RefSeq and is a predicted model, not a curated record.
AAUUCUCUAUCGUAAACUUGUUUAUUCAAUGCAAUUCAAUUUUUAGUAAAGAAUAUUUUCGGUAUAAACUCUUAUAAUAAUAUCGUUUAAUUAUUCAUUCAUUUGCAUUGUUUAUAAAUGAAAGAAAUAUAGAUCAUUUCCGGAAAAUCCUCUUAUGCGGCUAUUUUUUUUCUAACAAUUCUCAUUUUCCUAACGUAUCAGAAUGAAAUUGUGUUAUUCUUUGAUAGUUGUAAGAAACAUAUACAAAGAAUAUAACUUUAGAUAGUACUAAAAUACCUAAGUCAAUUAUAAAUUGCCAAAAUGCAAGCUCCACAAGUUGCUCAAGGAGUGCAACGUUUUUCCUAUGUGCCUAAAUUUCAGCCCCCGCAGAAUUUCCAGAAACCUAAUCAUGUAGCUUACACACAGCAUAAACAACACUUACAGCAAACAACUCAAAAUAUAGAAUUUGACGGGAAACGACUGCGGAAAGCUGUAACUCGAAAGACUGUUGACUAUAACACAUCUGUGAUCAAAUAUCUUGAAAAUCGUAUUUGGCAACGAGAUUACAGAGACAGAAGAGCUAUUCAGCCUGAUGGAGCAUAUUAUAUUGAGAUGACACCACCUUUAAGUAUGCCUGAUAAUCCAAUAAAUGCUGUUACAACAAAAUUUGUUCGUACUUCCACAAAUAAAAUGAGAUGUCCUAUAUUUUGUGUAGCUUGGACACCAGAAGGAAGACGUUUAGUAACUGGUGCAUCAAGUGGAGAAUUUACAUUAUGGAAUGGUUUAACUUUUAAUUUUGAAACUAUAUUACAGGCACAUGAUUCUCCAGUGAGGUGUAUGGUUUGGAGUCAUAAUGAUGUAUGGAUGGUAACUGGAGAUCAUGCAGGUUAUGUGAAAUAUUGGCAAAGCAAUAUGAAUAAUGUAAAAAUGUUUCAAGCUCAUAAAGAACCAUUACGUGGUAUUAGUUUUUGUCCUAUUGAUACAAAAUUUGUAACCUGUUCAGAUGAUGGCACAGUUCGCAUAUGGGAUUUUCUUAGGUGUUUAGAAGAAAAAAUAUUAAGAGGACAUGGGGCAGAUGUAAAAUGUGUCGAUUGGCAUCCACAAAAAUCUCUAAUAGUGUCUGGUAGCAAAGACAGUCAACAACCAAUAAAACUUUGGGAUCCUAAAAGUGGACAGUCAUUGGCUACUGUACAUGCUCAUAAAAAUACUGUGAUGGAUACUAAGUGGAAUAAAAAUGGAAAUUGGCUUCUUACUGCUUCCCGUGAUCAUCUAAUAAAAUUGUUCGAUAUUAGGAAUAUGAGUCAAGAAUUGCAAACAUUCCGAGGUCAUAAAAAAGAGGCAACAACUUUGGCUUGGCAUCCAAUUCAUGAAGGAUUAUUCACAAGUGGUGGAUCAGAUGGGUGUGUCAUGUUCUGGGUUGUUGGGGCUGAUAAAGAGGUUGGUUGCAUGGAGCAGGCUCAUGAUUCAUGCGUAUGGUCUCUAGCAUGGCAUCCUCUUGGCCAUAUUCUAUGUUCUGGGUCAAAUGACCACUCUAGCAAAUUUUGGACUAGGAAUAGGCCUGGUGACAAAAUGCAAGAUAAAUAUAAUCUUAACACUCUUCCAAAAGGACAAGAAGAAUCUGCAGAAUAUGAUGACUCAGGUACAAUAUCAUCCAUCCCUGGCAUGGGCUUAGAAUACGGACUUCCAGAUCAUCUUAAACCUAAAGAAAAUAGCUAUGAGUCUGAAAUUCCUAUGAUUCCUGGCUUGGAUUUCACAUCUGAAGAUUCCUUCAUUGAAAAAAGUACUAUUCAGAAGAAAAUUCCAUUCUCUAAGCCUAUACCUAAACAGUUUCAGCAACAAUGGAUGGAAAGUAAACAACCCCUGCUACUUGCACCUCCUACUUCUGAAAGUGAACGUACUAAUGGUGAAGUAACAGCCCCAUCUAAUAAUUCUGAGUUGAAACCUCAGCCUCCAUUAGUGCCUCCUCAAGAGCAACACUUCCAACCAAAUGCAAGACCUCCUCCCUCACAAUAUUUGGAGCCACCACCUAGACCCCCACAGCGAUCUGCCUUGUUGGGAGAAAGACCUAAAGAUUCUCCACAUCUGCCUCCUCCACCUAAGCCUGAACUUCACCCAGGAAACAGACCUCCCAAUAAUGUUCCUUAUUCAGAAAAUCAUGAAAAUUUUUCUCGAGAUCUUCCAAGAAAUGAGCCAGGUUCCCAUGAUUCUUGGAGAACUUACAGUGAUGAGCCUAGGGACUCUGGUCAUCCAGGAAGUGAGAAUGAAAAUGGGGCUUAUAUGCAGAAUCCAGAUAUGAGGCAUGGAUUCGAAUCUGUAAAUAAUGCUGGUCCUCCCAAAAGGGCAAGAACUGAAAGAUAUCCUCACAUGAAUGAAGACUUCAUACCUGAUAAUUUACCUCCAAGGGGUGGUCCACCUCCCCAUUAUCCUUCUGGCGACUCCAUGAGAUAUCCACCAAAUGACUUAGACCAUAGAAAUAAUCAUAGGGGACCUGAUGAAAUGGGUUAUAUGAGUCAUAAACGUCCAUGGAAUGAUGGUCCUCCUCCUCCUGAAGAUCAGUAUCCACCAAUGAUGGACUUUGAUAGUCCAGAUUUUAAUCCUAGGCAUAGUAAUGUGUAUCAUAGGGGACGUGGACCAAGGGCACCUUAUCGUGGUGGCCGAUCUCCAUUUCGUAUCAUUAACAGGGGUAGAGGUCGUGGUGGUUAUCCAAGUUGAAAAUGUUGUUGUGUGGAGCUAUUUUAAAUGAAAAACGACACAAAUUUUGUAAUAUAUUCAUCUGAAAGUUUUUAUUUUCCUUUUUGUAAAUUAUUACAUUUUACAGAGUCAUGAUUUAAUUAAAAACUUGGGAAAUAAAAAGUUGUUGACACACACACUCGACAAACAUACAGAAAAAGAAAAAAAAAGAAAGAAAGAAAAUGUAGCAUUAAUCAGUGUUUUUUAUUUUCAUUUUUUUAUAGCCCAGAUGCAUUUUUAUGAUUUGCAAAAAAUUCCAAUUGUUUCAUUUGUCCAUUAAAAAAUAACAGUUUCUUAAUUUUCAUAUAAGAA